Molecule: messenger RNA, 4966 nt
Organism: Antechinus flavipes (yellow-footed antechinus)
Lineage: Eukaryota; Metazoa; Chordata; Mammalia; Dasyuromorphia; Dasyuridae
Gene: WWTR1
Product: WW domain containing transcription regulator 1
Exons: 6
Coding region: 89-1312 (407 amino acids)
Biological process (GO): hippo signaling; positive regulation of transcription by RNA polymerase II
Cellular component (GO): nucleus; cytoplasm
Molecular function (GO): transcription corepressor activity; transcription coactivator activity; protein binding
Source: RefSeq, a predicted model, not a curated record
UCAGCUCCCGCCCCCCGCCCCCGCUCCCGCCCCUUUUAAUAAACCUGCAGUUCUCUAAGAGUGUGAGUGUGAGAUUGCGAGGCGCACGAUGAAUCCCGCUCCUGUACCCCCUCCUCUGCCGCCCCCGGGGCAGCAAGUCAUCCAUGUCACCCAGGACCUCGACACCGAUCUCGAAGCGCUCUUCAACUCCGUGAUGAACCCCAAACCCAGCUCUUGGAGGAAGAAGAUCCUGCCCGAGUCCUUCUUCAAGGAGCCCGACUCCGGCUCGCACUCCCGGCAGUCCAGCACCGACUCGUCCGGCAGCCACCCGGCCCGGCUGAGCGGCGGCGGCGGCGGCGUGGCCGGCGGUGCCCAGCACGUCCGCUCGCACUCUUCGCCCGCCUCCCUGCAGCUGGGCACCGGGGCCGGGGCGGCGACCAGCGCGGCGCAGCAGCACGCGCACCUCCGCCAGCAGUCCUACGACGUGACCGACGAGCUGCCGCUGCCUCCCGGCUGGGAGAUGACCUUCACCGCCACGGGCCAGCGAUACUUUCUCAAUCACAUAGAAAAAAUCACCACAUGGCAAGAUCCUCGGAAGACGAUGACUCAACCUUUAAACCACAUGGCCCUCCAUCCCGCGGCAGCUUCAACCCCAAUGCCCCAGAGAUCCAUGGCGAUGUCUCAACCCAACCUCGUGAUGAACCACCAGCACCAGCAGCAAAUGGCAUCCAACACUACUCUGUCCCAGCAGAACCACCCAGCCCAAAACCCACAGGCUGGCUUGAUGAGUUUGCCCAAUGCCCUGACCACUCAGCAACAGCAGCAGCAGAAAUUACGGCUCCAGCGGAUCCAGAUGGAAAGAGAAAGAAUCCGUAUGCGCCAGGAGGAACUCUUGAGACAGGAAGCCGCUCUAUGUCGACAACUUCCCAUGGAAUCAGAGACAAUGGCCACUGUUCAGGCUGCUGGAAACACACCUACCAUGGCCCAGGAAAUCAGACCAAUAACAAAUAACAGUUCAGAUCCUUUUCUCAAUGGUGGACCGUACCAUUCCAGGGAGCAGAGCACAGACAGUGGCCUAGGCUUAGGUUGCUACAGCAUCCCAACAACUCCUGAAGAUUUCCUCGGCAACGUAGACGAGAUGGACACAGGGGAAACCGUAGGACAGACACCGAUGGCCCUAAAUGCCCAGCAGACCCGUUUCCCUGACUUCCUUGACUGUCUUCCUGGAACAAAUGUCGAUCUUGGGACUUUGGAGUCGGACGACCUGAUCCCGAUCUUCAAUGAUGUGGAGUCGGUUCUUAACAAAAGUGAGCCCUUCCUGACCUGGCUGUAAUCUGAGCUCCUGGCUUUGGCUCAGACCACCUCCCCACAUCCUCCAUUUGCUUUUCCUCUUUGGAAAAGAGGUGGAGCCCAGGAAGUACUCAAGAUUUCCAACAACUCUUUUACAUCCAUGUGGUCAAUUGAAAUUGUUGUCUGGAUUUGAUUGACAAGAACUUAAGUCUAAAUAUAUAAAUAUAUAUUUUCUCUUUACUUUAUAACUACAUCUGUUUACUACAGCAUCCUGGCUGAGAUACGCCUGUAGCCCAGAUUUCAGAGAGAGAGAGAGAAAGCAUGCAGAAUUGUUUUUACCUCUUCUCUCUUCUCAUUGGCCCAUGAGAAGCUUGUGGUGUGAGUUUAAACUAAAAGCUGAUAAACAAGGAAAAAACCAGUUUGACGUGACAAACUUCAGCCAAGAUCCCUGCACCACAUUAGUCCCCAAGUGCAGGUCAGUAGCUGUAUUUAUGACAUUAGUACCAAAAGCUUUACAAAAGUAAAAAAAAUAAAACUAUUUAACUUGAGCUUUCAAGAAAUCACGUAUUGUUAGUCAAAUAGUACUGUAUGGAAUGCAGCGCAGCUUUGAAUCCAUGCUGGCUAUCAUAAUAAUUAUUAUUAUUCUAUACUUCCAGAGGCACAGACAGUACUGUUAAUAGUUUAUCCUCCAGUAUAUUACUGUAUAGCUUCCAAAUAGUGAACAAUUCCAAUAUCAAAAGUAGCAGAUCGUCUAGUGUUUUAUUCUAAAGAUGUCGUAAAAGAGACCACAUCGGUACUAACCAUCACCACCACUAGGAAAACGAACCAGUGGAAUGAAACGACAUGCAAUUAUGAUAAAAUGUAACUCAGAUUUUGAUGUUUAUUUUUAUUAAGCACUCACUGUAAUUUUGUAACUGAUUAUAAUUAGCAACAGAAUUUUUUUUUUUUUAAUACAUUUGUGGCAACUGCCACAAAGUAUACUUACUUUGAUUCUGGGAUAUUAAUCCUAAAUUAUAUCAGGGUAGAAAAGUGUGGCACAAUUCACCACUUGAUGAUGAAUGCCCAGUUGCCUUUUUUAAUGUUUUUUUUUUUUUUUGUAAGCCUUGUCGUCUUGUUGCCAAGACAAUAACGAAUUGAAACAGACAGUAUCAAUGAAACUGUAAUCGGUGAAACAACCCGAUCACUGAAUGACCUGUAAACAAAUGCCUGCUUUAUGGGGAAGGGUACAUGGUGGAGGCAAAUGUUUCUGAAUUCAGUCAAAUUAUUCCCUGUCUGCUAAUUCUAUUAUCCAAACCUUUUUUUUUUUUUUUGCUGGCUACCAUUGGUAUAAAAGGCAUGAUAUCACAUAUACUCAAUACCUCUCAUGUAAUCAAGAGAAAUUUCUUUUUGAGAUGUUUAGGACCGAGAGUGCAUAAAGUAUAGCUAGCAUUCAGCACCCCAAAUAUGCCAAUGACGUCCUCAAAUGUUUUAAUAUUUUUUGAAUUGUCAUUAUUUAUAAUCUAUGAAUUUAAUCUGUUUUUUUAAUUAACAAAAUGCAUUACUUUUUAAAGGCAUUAUUAUUAAUUUCAGUCUCCGAGCUAGGAUUUUCCAGAUCCUAGCAAAGAAGGGAGACUGAUCACUCAUUUAAGUGUUUAUUUGUUGAGGGUCUGUUAAUUCAGAUUCUUUCUUAUGUAUUAGAAGAUACAAGAAAUAGAGACUCUUUUAUCUUGUUGGGAAGAAAGCAGGUGAAAAGGUCAGAGUUCAAGUAGCAAUGAGAUGGAAACAUAUGGAAAGGUUGAAAAUUAGGAAAUGGAUAGGGAUAGACAUGUAAUCAUACCCCAGAGUUGAGAAGAACUUCAUGUGAUAGAUACCCAAAUAGAAGGUGUCAACAGAAUUUUAUGAAAAUGGUUUUCUAUGAUAAUUUUUAUACCAAAAGAUUUUUCCAUUAUAUUUAAAAAAAAAACUACUUUGGUGCACUUUACAUUGGAGAGAAAGACAAAAGAAGAAAUGAGAAGGAUGAGGUUGAAACUACUGUUACUUCCAAAACAAAAAAACUUUUUUUUUCUAAAUAAAUAGUUGAGUUUUUUUUUUUUUUUUUGGCUCCCUCCCUUUCCCUAAAUGUUUGUCUGAUGAUCCCCCCGCCCCCACACGCGUACCUUUUUAAUCUCUCUUUUCCCUUUCCCAUUUUCUUCAUUUUUUUUUCACUCUUUGCCCCACUUUUUCCUUCUCACACCCAAGGUAGGUGGGUGUUUGUGUGUGUGGAGGUGAAGGGGGUGAAGAGAGCAGUGUGGGAAUGUUUCUUUCUCCACCAAAUUGAAGGGAGCACUGAUUUUUUUCCUCUUUUGCUAGAAAUAAUUGCAAAAAAGAGGGGAACAAUCUUUUUGAACGAACAAGGGACCUAACAAGGCUAAGCAGUGUUACUGUAUUUUUUUAAAGUUUUUUUUCUUUAAGACUUGUUUUCAGGUUAACAAAUUAAAUCUGAAAAAGCUAUCCCUCAUUGUCUUUUUUUUUUUUUUUAAUACAUGAUUAGCACAUUGGGGAUUUAUAGCGUCUACUUUCAGAAACGAAUUCUCUAGUAUAUUAUAGUUUGAAUUAUUAAAUAUUAGGUGAAUUUUUCUUUAUUUUUUAGAGAAAGUAGUUGAGCAUUUAUUAUUAAGGAAAUUGCAUUUCCCCCCAGAAUAAAGUAAAGCAUUGAAUACUGUGUUAUCACUUGAAUAAAGACAAAUAGAGUUCUUUUAAUGGCAUAUAAAACAUUGUUUCAAAAAGAAAAAAAAAGAUAAGAUGAAAGAAAGAAGGAAGGCAGGAACAAAAAAAGGAAAGGAGGGAGGGAGGGAAGAAGGAAAAAAAAGAAGGAAGGAAGGAAGGAAGAAAAAAAUAGAAACUUGAAGCCGUAACAGCUCUUAUAUAGUUUCAGAUAACUAUCAUCAUAGACAUCCCGCCAAAUUAAAUAGAAGGUGCUAUCUUACAAGUUUUUGUUAGGUUUUUAAAGCAACUGCCAGGAUGUCAGUUCUUUUUAGUUUGAAAUGACAAUGAUGAGAUAGAAGAAAAUCCGUAUUGCUGCCAAUUACUUUUGGCUUGGGGAAGAUAAUAUUUUAAAGAUAUUCCUUCCCAUGAUUUUUCUGACUUAAAAGAUAUUUGAAUUGAAUUCUUACACAAAACCUUCAUGUUUUUAUUUCCACCGAUGCAGUGAUUUUUAGACAGUGUCUUACUGCAUUAUUCAAAGAUGUGAAAUGCUUUUUUUUUUUUUUUUUAAACCAAUUUUCAUGGUGUACAGGAAGUAUACAGAGUGACUAUGCCAAAGUGCCUGGGCACACAGUUGGCCUUUGCCAGGCAGGACAGUUCUACAUCAGUGUUGGUGACAUGAAACACUAGGAAAGUUGUCUAUUGUAGCUUUUAUUCUGGCAACACUCUUAGAAUGUAGUUCUCAGAAGAAGCACGACUCAAUGACACAAUGCUGUUUGUAAGACAUCGUACAUUAAUUUUAAAUGGGAAAAAUGGGUGAUUGAAAAAAGAUUGCUUCCUAAUACACUACAUCCAUUUAUGUUCUAGUGCCUUAAUUUUUUAAUUUACUUCUACAUUUUUGUUAUAUGACAUAUGUGUGAGUGUUUAUUUUUAAUUUAGAUGGCUAUGUCAGAUCAAACUGUUGUACCCAGAGUUUGGUACUGGUUUUUUUUUUUUCUCUGAUCCUGUACAAAAAAAUAAAUAUAAUUAAAUUUCA